Molecule: messenger RNA, 1318 nt
Organism: Molossus molossus (Pallas's mastiff bat)
Lineage: Eukaryota; Metazoa; Chordata; Mammalia; Chiroptera; Molossidae
Product: leukocyte immunoglobulin-like receptor subfamily A member 2
Exons: 2
Coding region: 203-622 (139 amino acids)
Source: RefSeq, a predicted model, not a curated record
GGAGGGGCAGAGGUGCAGAGGUAGGGAGGGAGGAAGGCGGAGUGAGGGGCUCAGACAUAGAGACACCCACCCGGGGACACUGAGAGGAGCUGAGAAGGAUCACAGACAGCGUCCCUGGGGAAGGACAUGGUCCCUCAGCUCAGGGUCAAGGGCAUGUGGGAGGGGGCAGCUCUCUACACAUCACACCUUCCCCUCCCCAGGAAUGUACAGGAAACCCUCCCUCUCCAUCCUGCCGGGCCCCUCAGUGCCCUGGGGAGCGAACGUGACCCUGCAGUGUGGAUCUGAGACCUGGUUUGACACCUUCCACCUGCACAGGGAGGGGUCUCUGGAUCCCCCCCAGCACCUUCCUGUGCAGAACAUGACUGCACCCUCUCAGGCCAACUUCAUCUUCAGUCCUGUGACCUCAGCCCACAGGGGCACCUACAGGUGCUAUGGUUCACGCAGUGCCUCCCCCUACCUGCCGUCACACCCCAGUGACCCCCUGGAGCUCCUGGGCUCAGACUACACAGUGGAGAAUCUCAUCCGGAUGGGCGUGGCUGGAUUGGUCCUGGUGGUCCUGGGGGUGCUGCUAAUCCAGGCUCGGAACAGCCCGGGAAGGAUCCAUGAUGCACCCAGGACUUAAUCACAAGGGAGAACAAUGCACCAUUCAGAGUGGGGCACCUUGGAGCACAUCUGAUGAUCCCAGGAUGUGAUGAAUGAGCAUCUGGACCCCAGUUGGGAAACUCUCUGCUGGGAAUGUCCAGGGGAGGAGAGGUGCAGACGAGGUUUGGGUGCAGGGGAGCACGUGCCCUGUUCCUGUGGAGGACGCCUCCCCCAUCAGACUGUGGUGCUCCCCCUCCCUGUCAUCCCUGACUCUCCUCCACUGCCCUCUGUUCUCCCCUAUGACGUGAGGGUCCGUCCCACACGGCUGGUUUGGAUUCACAUCUAUGCACCCUUCAUGCUGGAUCACAGUCAUACACACACAGUGUGGUGUCAUCAUAACACCGGGAUUCUUUAAGAAACGUAAAGAACACACUCCUUAAACAUAAAUAAAUAAAAGCCCUGCUACCUGCUACCUGUGCUUGUGGGUCCAGCCUACUGCAGGUCUCCCUUCCUCCUCCCUGUGUCACGUGGCUUCUUCCUUAUAUCCUUGGGACCUCUGUUCACCUAGAUUUCAGGCAGUUCUGAAUGAGGGUUGUCCUGUAGUUUAGCUGCAACUUUGCUGUGGGUGUGAGAGGAUCUAAAUGCGACAUCUACCUACUCUGCCACCUUGACCAGAAGUCUUAAUGUUUGAUAACAAACCAUCUUGAAUUUUUGCCACCAUUUUAUUUAAGUAAUG